This is a messenger RNA of Plasmodium gonderi, 2025 nucleotides long. RefSeq lists its product as hypothetical. The record is from RefSeq and is a predicted model, not a curated record. Lineage: Eukaryota; Apicomplexa; Aconoidasida; Haemosporida; Plasmodiidae. The transcript has a single exon. Bases 1 to 2025 code for a protein of 674 amino acids.
AUGAUUCUUGAACCCUGCGUGUGGAAGUGCUUCCAUUUCCAUUGGGUGGGGAAGAUGAUGAGAUACGAUGUAAGAACCAGAUUAAUGAAGAACAGAACCCAUUUUACAAAAACGUCGGUAGAUGUAGAAAACAGAAUUAUAAAAAACUUAAAAGAUAUGAAUGGAGAAAACAUUAGCUAUGGAAUAAAGAAAAGUGUCAAGAAUGGGUUCAUCAAUAAGCGAAUGUUUGAUUUGUACAAUGACUUGGUUAAGAAGUAUUAUAAAAAUUUUAUAUUCAACGACGUAGUGCUAAUUCUGCAAUCGUACGCAUUAUGUAAGCACAGGAACUUUGAAAUUUAUUCCAUUCUUUCGAAUCGAGCGUUGCAUCUAUUUAGAGAAUAUGGAGAGCAGCAUAGAGAGCAGCAUGGAGAGCAGCAUAGAGAGCAGCAUAGAGAGCAGCAUGGAGAGCAGCAUGGAGAGCAGCAUAGAGAGCGGCAUGGAGAGCAGCAUAGAGAGCAGCACCGUGUGGACUCAACUGCGAACCAUAAUACCUACUCUUCUGAGAAGCAUGACAACAUUUACAGAUACAUCAUAGCCAGUAAGGAGCUGAACUACACUGACUAUGAGUUGAUGCAUCUGUUUCUGAAAGAAAUAAAAAAGUAUUUCUAUCACUAUGAUAUGAAACGAAUUUGCAACAUUUUGCAUGCCUUAUCCAAGUUGAAAAUAAAUGAUGAGGAGCUGCUAGAAAUGGCAGGUGCUUAUAUUUUAAAAAAUAUGGAUCAAAUCAAAAGUAACCACAUAAAUCACUUAAUUUCGACCUAUUCGAAAAAUGCAAGAAGUAACAGCAGUAAUACCCAAACCAAGUUAUGCUUCGCCCUUGUUAAGUACAUCCACGAGAAUAUUAAAUCCAUGGAUUCUAUUUCUGUGUAUAAUAUUUUGGUGCAGAUAAGUCCAAUUAUUAAGAGAUUGGGAGGUUUAGGAGGAGGAAAAGAAGAAGAAGAAGAAGGAUCACGGCCACAUGAAUGCAAACAUCUGGAACGUCAAGACGAAACGUUGAUAGGUGCACGUGCAAAUGGGCAGCUAGCAUUGAGACAGCCAAACGGUCUUAAUAUUAACACAAGCGACAGAGAAGAAAAGAGAAAAAUAAACUCGAGAGGUAAAAAAAGAGAAUAUAAUGCGGAUGAAGAAGAGACAUUGAAGGAGGAUUAUUGCUAUUUGGACAAAGGAAAAGAUCAUUGGGUUGGAGAAGAAAAUGUUACAAAUUAUAAUGAAAAAAUAUUGAAAAAUAUAAUACCGCUUUUAUUUUCGAGAGUUAAUACUUGUCUAGCCUUUUUGUCCCUGAAUCAGCUAAUUAAAUUGUUAGGUGCUUACAAAGACUUAAAUUAUUUCCAUUAUACAUUUGUGUACAAACGUCUAUUACAUUUUCUUUUGUCAAAAUUGAAAACAAAACAUAAGGUGCACGCAGAAGAGUAUAUUUACAUAUUGGAAUUUUUCACUCUGCUUCCGUAUGUGGAUCAUAAUAUGGAAGAAAUUAUUAAUAUCACUACAGAGAAUUUACAGAGAGUACUUUUGUAUAAUUAUGAACAUAUGUAUCGUUUACUACUAUGCUGCAAGCAUCUUGAAAUUUAUAAUGAUGGAUUGUUGUCUAAAAUGGAUGAUUUAAUUUUUAAAAAUAAAAGAAAAUUCGAAAAAACAAGUACAAUUGACGAUUUGGAAAUAUUUCUCCAUUUUUACAGUAAAGGUUCUGGAGAAUGGGAUGAAAUUAUAUCCUUUUUAAAAUCGAUAGUCGAGUUGAAGGCACGUGAAGUUCCUUCUCUCUUAUCUAAUAGCGAUCCUAUGGCACUUAACAGGAAUGGUGACACGAAUGGGGACACGAAUGGAGACGCUAAUAGGCAAUGUGUCCAGCGUCCUGUCACUCCUAGCCAAGUUGGAAAAAUGGCAAUAAUCACUCAUAAGUAUAACAAGGUGCACAAAAAUUUUCAAGAAUGUGAAAAAAGUGUUUGCAUUGAUGAGAAACUGAUUCGUGCUGAUGAGAGAAAUGUGUGA